Molecule: messenger RNA, 1273 nt
Organism: Brassica rapa (field mustard)
Lineage: Eukaryota; Viridiplantae; Streptophyta; Magnoliopsida; Brassicales; Brassicaceae
Product: pentatricopeptide repeat-containing protein At4g21190
Molecular function (GO): protein binding
Source: RefSeq, a predicted model, not a curated record
AUAAGAACGUCAAAUACGCCUCCGUGACUCCGUCGUCUUCCUUCUCCUCCGUCUCCAAUGGCGGGUUUCAGUUCUCUGAUACCUAAAACACCUCUCAAACGCGCCGUUACUAGAGCAACCGUUAACCUAUCGACGCCGUUAUCUACUAUUCCCGCCGCACGAAGUCUCUUCACCGGAGGAGGAGGACGUAAUGGUGAGAAAGCAAGUAAGCUUCACAAAGCCAUUGGUAAUGCUGGCACGUUUACUCAUCGUCUUCUCGGGGCCAGCCAAACAAACAAGCCUGCCUUCUCAAGGGUCCAAUCUAUGAGCUAUCAGUUUGUGGCUGAUUCCCAUGCGCCUCGUGCACCUUCUCUGGAAGCUGAGGAUGGGCAAGGUGUUGUGGAUUCAUCAAAGAAAGGAAACGCUGAAACGCCUAGGAAGCAGCAAAUGGGAGAGAACAUACCCAAGAAGGAUAAAAUAAAGUUUCUUGUGAACACUCUUCUUGAUAUAGAAGAUAAUAAAGAGGCGGUUUAUGGAGCUCUAGAUGCUUGGGUUGCUUGGGAACGCAAUUUCCCCAUUGCUUCCCUCAAAAGAGUCAUCGCUAUUCUUGAAAAAGAACAUCAAUGGCAUCGUAUGGUUCAGGUAAUAAAGUGGAUGCUUAGCAAGGGACAAGGGACCACGAUGGGGACAUACGGACAGUUAAUAAGGGCGUUAGAUAUGGAUCGUAGAGCAGAAGAGGCACACGCUAUCUGGCGUAAGAAAAUCGGGCAUGAUCUUCAUUCUGUGCCUUGGCAGCUAUGCUUACAGAUGACCCGCAUUUAUUUCCGGAACAACAUGUUACAAGAACUUGUGAAGUUGUUUAGAGAUCUGGAGAGGUAUGACCGUAAGCCUCCGGAUAAACAUAUUGUGCAGAUAGUGGCGGAUGCUUACGAGCUUUUAGGAAUGGUCGAGGAGAAGGAAAGGGUUUUGGAGAAGUAUAGCAGUCUUUUUCUCGGUGCAGCAUCUGAUGAACAAUCAAGAAGAUCUUCAAGGAAGAAGAAGAAACCAGGAGUGACGAAUCCUGAAGCAACCGCAGAAGACGCAGUGGAUGCUAAGUUACAAGAAGGGAUCAAAGAAAAUAUGGAUAAUCACCAAGAAUCAGAAGCCAUCACUGAGAACAGACCCGAACAUGGAGCAUAAGUUGUUUAUCAUAGUGACUAGGUUUGGUUAUUUUGUACGGUGCAGUUCCAUGUAAGAUUAAGAUGUUUGUUCCACUUGAUUUGGAAGUUUUAAGAGUGAAAACAUAAGACACAAA